Lactuca saligna is the source of this 1410-nucleotide messenger RNA. Lineage: Eukaryota; Viridiplantae; Streptophyta; Magnoliopsida; Asterales; Asteraceae. The record is from the annotation of a GenBank genome assembly.
AUGACGAGCAACCCAAACUUCGAAACCCUAAAGCCAUCGCAGUUCCUCACCUUCACAGUCGCAAACACCCUUAACCACCGCUGCCAUCUCCACACUCCACGAAUCCGCGUCGCCGUACUAGAUUCUCCGAUAGCCGCUGCUGUCGAUGGGCUCCCAAAAAUCGCCGCCAUGAUUGUACCGGAACAGCGGGAAACAGAUUGGAAGUUCUGCACCGAAUCUGGGCAACUUCAGAUCCUAUUCAACUUCCAAGACCUCUCCCGCCUCAUCCUUAUCGGUAAUGAUCUCGCGCUUAAUCCACAGCCCUGCAUUUAUGUUCGCCCUCCGGCUAUUGAUAUCGCUGAUAGAAAGAAACUCCAAAAAGAAUUGCGAUCACUAGUAAUGGCUUUGCAUCCGAAAGUGUGUUUCCAAAACGGUUCGCCAGAAACAGUAUUCUUGAAUUAUGAAGAUGAUUUGGUGUGUCGUGUGAAUAUAGAUAGAUUUUUCGGCACCUUUGUUGGUGAAUUUGUUGUGGAAGAUGUUCAAUUGGGAAGUAAUAACAAGAAAGAACUCCGGAGGAGAUUGAGAUUUAAAAGAAUGCCUAAUUUGAUUCAAUCACAGGUCUCUCUUGUUCCCAUUCUUGAUGAUGGCGAUAGUAAUGCAGAGUUAGACUUGGAAAGUUUGAGGAAAAUGAAGAACGUAAAGUUUGAAGUUGAUACAAGGGUUUUGGUUCACCCAUACUUGAUUCCUAUGGUUUCUGGUCUUUUCUUGAUUGCUUCACAUCUGAAUGAGCGAAUUCAACAGGGGAUUACUCCAAGAGCUUUGUGUUUAGGGGUUGGUGGUGGCGCUUUGUUAGCUUUCUUGAACACUCAACUAGGGUUUGAAGUUGUUGGAGUGGAGGUUGAUGAUGCUGUGUUGAUUGCUGCAAAGCAGUAUUUCGGGUUAAACAAUGACAAUUCUAUUCAACUAAUUACUGGAGAUGCAAUAGAUGUGAUUCAAAACUUUGCAACAAAAGAAGAGGAGACAGAUGAUUCAGAUUCAGAGGUUAAAAUUGGUGGGUUGGAUGCUAAAUUUGAUGUGGUUAUGGUUGAUUUGGAUUCAAGCGAGUUUCAAAAUGGAAGUUGUGCUCCACCUCAAGGAUUUGUUAAGAAAUCUGUUUUUGAUGCUGCAAGAUUGCUUCUUAAUGAUCAUGGUGUUUUUAUCAUGAAUGUGGUUCCUCUGGAUGAAGAGUUCUAUGAGACAUUGAUAGCAGAACUCAAGGAUGCUUUUCACAAAGUAUAUGAAACAGACGUUGAUAAAGAAGAUAAUUUUGUUCUUAUGGCCACUGUAUCACCACCAACUUUCUCCAAUGAUGAUGAUAAUGCUUUCUUGGAGAAAAUGAAAUCUGUGAUUCCUGAAGGUUACAUGGAGAUGGAGUCACUACAUAAAUUGUGA